AUGUCGCCCGAUCCUGAGAAGCCGAAACGGGCUCCCCGGAAGCAUGUCACCACGGCGUGCGUGCCGUGUCGCGAGAGUAAGAUCAGAUGCGAUGGAUCUACGCCUUAUUGCCAGAACUGCGAGCGCAAAGGAAAAGCCUGCAAGUACCAGCAUGGUGAUGACAAGCGCAAGGUCUCUCUUCGAGCAGCGACAGAACUUUUCUCUGCGCGCAUCGAUCAGCUAUGCCAAUUCAUUCAUGACCAAGGACUCACGCCCCCGUCUAUGGACCCAGAAGACGAAGCAGGGAUGAACCGCGUCUUGGAUACGCUUCAAAUUCCGCGCGGAGUUUCUAAAGGUAAAUCUGCCGGCAUCGAUGACGUCCAGAAGAUAGAGUCAACCCCUCAUGUUCCGACCAAUGCAUCCCCUGCUCAAGGUUCACAGAGUGCCAGUCCAAAUGUACAAGUACAAUUGUCUAAGAACUCAGCAACCCCAGAAGCUUCCCCUCGAGGGAAUACUUCCAACCAGCCAUUUGAAGCCGCCAUGGACCCUUGGAACCCAUUUGGCAUGGUUCGAGGGGUCACUGACAACCAAAACUUUGUGCAUUGGGGCUUCACGUUGCCGACAGCAGAGAGCCUGGACACCAUUUAUGCUAAUUUGAACAGUCGUAUCGAAUCUGGACUUCCAGUCAAUUCAGGGCUAAGCCCGCAAAAUUUCCAAUUGGGCAUGGAUAUGGCUCAGCAGCCGGGCGAACAUGUGGGCCAAUUUUCCGCAGACCAAAGACAGGAUUCCGAUAGUGACGAAGAGAAUGAAGCCGAGAGUGAUGUGAUUGAACAGUUGUCCAAUCGAAUAGGCACUUUGAAAAUUGCAGGGGACGGUCAUUGGCGCUUCUACGGCGCGACCUCUAAUCUUAAUCUUGUGGAUGUUUCUGCAACCCAGCAACGGCAGCGGCCUGACGCACGCACAGUACGGCAUGACGGUCAGGAUAUUCUGAACCACCUGCGAGUGGGGCAAUCCGUCGAUCAGGCUCUAGAGGAUCAUCUAGUCGAGCUUUACUUUACGUGGCAGAAUCCAAGCAUCUAUGUCGUGGAUAAGGAGAUGUAUAUAACUGCCCGUACAAAAUGGCGGGAGGAAUACGACGAUACUCCAUUUUAUUCCGAAGUCCUGACGAAUGCCAUGUGUGCUAUUGGGAGCGCUUUUGAAGCACGAUAUCACCCUACAUUCAUCACAUUUCCCAAAUCUCUGGCAGAAUUCUUUGCAGACAGAGCCAAGGCUCUUUUGGAAAUCGAAUUAGACUCUCCAUGCGUUGCCACUGUCCAGGCACUCGUGCUAAUGAGCUGUCACGAGGGAGCCUCUAAUCGCGACGCACGUGGUUGGCUCUACAGUGGAAUGUCCAUGCGCCUUGCGUUCGAUCUGGGAUUGCAUAUCGACAUGACGCCGUAUGUCGACCAAGGAGAUAUGAGUCCCCACGAAGCCGACGUGCGCCGUGCAGCCUUCUGGGGGAGCUAUGUCGCAGACCAUUUUUGGGGCUUCUAUCUUGGCCGUCCUUUCCGCAUGAAUGCAGGAGAUAUCAGUGUCCCAAAGCCCGCCUCAGGUCUUGGGCCUGAAAGAGAAGAUCUCUGGUAUGGCUGCUCUGAUAUAUCACGGCAUGACUUGCAGCGGCUGUGUUUCCAAGUAACAGAAGAUCUGUUUGCCUGGAAAGCAAAUCUCCCCUCGGACUUGGAAAUAAAUCUCGAUGAUGAUACUACGCCUAGGUUACCUCAUUUGCUUGUCCUUCAUAUGCAAUAUCACCAAAUAAUCAUUUUCUUCCACCGUCCAUGGGUGUCGAAGAGCUAUAUUCAGCCUCGGAGUCCUCGCCAAGGACCCGGAUACCAUCAUGCUCGACGCAUGUGCAUUGAAUCCGCUACAGCAGUGGCUCGUCUGCUUCACAUAUACGAGAAACACUAUACCUUCCGCCGGAUGAACAACCAGGUGGUAGCCAUUAUCUUCAGUGCUGCUCUGAUGCUCCUUUUUGUCACUGUCUCUAGCUCUCCGUUGAUGCCUUCUAAGCCUGGAGAAACGAGCCAGCCUCACCCUCGCAACGCUGAAAUGGUGGCUUACCUCAAUCUUUGUUUCCGCGCACUUGAUGAAUUGGGCCAAUCUUUCGAAAAUGCCAAGCGAACCCGAGAUUACCUGGUUACUCUGCAACGUCGCUGGCAAGCCCAUAUGCGCCGUUCUGGUCCUGUCAAACGACAACUCAGCAGCGCUAAUCUGCGAUCGAAUCCACCUCCACGGGGUCCGUCGUCCUCCCAGCCAGGCGCCAAAAGAACACAGUCAGAUCCCUCGCGCAAGAAAUCGCGGCUAUCUGCUGCCCAAACUCAUACUCAAGUUGACGUAAAUCAGAAAGUCAUCCCAUCUGCUAUAAACGACGCUCCUGCCCUUCCCGCAUACCCUCCAUCUGAGCCACUAUCGUCUCAGCAGAACGCGCCCGUCUACGCGCAGCAGAACCUCCCGACAAUACCCCAGCCUGGGAAUUUUGACUGGAGCCCGACUACUGGUUUGGAUGUAACGCCUGCAGCCCAUAGCAUUGGAUUAUCUAACCCCAUGAACCCAGUCUUCCCUCAGUUUCCUGAUGAGCCGGGCAUGCUCCCCGAUCUGGGAGACAUGGAGGGCUGGUGGGGAUCUUCUCCCAAUGGCAGCCCUGGCCUCGGAGGCUCAUCUUUAUAA
This is a messenger RNA of Penicillium chermesinum, 2682 nucleotides long. Its product is annotated as transcription factor domain-containing protein. The transcript has 8 exons. NCBI's taxonomy places the organism in Eukaryota, Fungi, Ascomycota, Eurotiomycetes, Eurotiales, Aspergillaceae. Gene Ontology annotation, molecular function: DNA binding; zinc ion binding; DNA-binding transcription factor activity, RNA polymerase II-specific. Gene Ontology annotation, biological process: regulation of DNA-templated transcription; DNA-templated transcription. The record is from RefSeq and is a predicted model, not a curated record. Bases 1 to 2682 code for a protein of 893 amino acids.